Messenger RNA from Orbicella faveolata, 4157 nucleotides. RefSeq names its product proline-rich transmembrane protein 4-like. The record is from RefSeq and is a predicted model, not a curated record. Lineage: Eukaryota; Metazoa; Cnidaria; Anthozoa; Scleractinia; Merulinidae.
GAUUCACAAAGAGCAAUUGGCCCAGCGGCAGGCAGCUCAAAACGAGAACAAAAAACUCUCCUAUUUCCCUGUUUUAAAGGAAACUACUGGCAUCGAAUACAGGACAGGUAAGGCUGCCAGAGAACAGGUCAACCUACAUGAUCAAAAUAACCAAAAUAAAAAAGCAUCCAGCUAUAUAGUGUACGAAUGAAUGAAACAUUAAAUUAGCUGCACAAUUACACUAUUGCAUAAUACGCACCAGAAAAUGUUUGAGGUAGAAAAGUUGGGCAUGUUGGGAACUUGUAAAAUUUGGGUAUGUUGCGAAUGUUGGGUGAAGUGAAAUAAGUAGAAGAUAUGAACUUUUUGACCGCGCAAUAUCGCUCCGUUUCCUUACGCACAUACUGGCAGCUAAACAAUAUCACUUACAACAGCUGUUAUCUUAAACUAAAGAGAAGUUUUAAGAGUUUUUGACGGAUUCUAAAAGGUACCAGAACAUUAAGACUCGAUAAGCCUUUUCAAAGACAAGGAGUCAUCCAUAAUGAACAUUUGUGGUUAUAGUAAAGCGCAAUCUUUUUAAAACGUGACUGUAGAAGCAACUUACGCUUGCGUGUGAACGUUGUUCAAUGCCAGCCACUGAUAAAUUAUUCAAAUGGGAUUUUUGCCAAAACAGAAAAGAGCACGGUUUCAUCUCGUAAUGAUAGGGACUUAACAGAAGUUAGUUAAUUGUUAAGGACAUUUGCGCAGUAAUCAAUCAUUGAAAAAAAAAGACUAGUCUAACUGCAUGAUCUUUGCUAACACAAAGAAGUAUGAGUUAACAAGAACUUUGAAAUUUAAGCUGAGACGGGAAGUUGGCUUUAAUAUGCUAAUGUCGGUUUACAAAUUGAGCAACAUCAUCAAAUUAGCAGGUGAUUUUAGUGAAGACUAAUAACUUUCCCUAACACUUCGUGUUUGGUAUUAGCACUUGCCGUUGUUAUUUAUCUCAAUUACGUUGUCAAUAUAACAUAAAACGCCGCCAACAAGCCUUGGGCUUCGGAGGCGAAGGGAAGCUUACUAUCGUAAAAGACUGUGCGUUUCAAAAAAUGUACAGGACAGGAUGCAUAUCACUACUCGCUAACAAAUUCGCUGACAAAUUCCAAUAAAAAAAAAAUCAUGAUAUAAACAGGACUAAGCGGAAUCUCCUGACUUCCUUCUAUAAUCAUACGAGUAAUUAACGAAAGUAGACGACCGUGUUGGCAGCGGGCCAGCACGACGGAUUAUCACAACCCACAUACAUUGCAAAAACGUCGUUAUUGUACGCGCGGCGGUCUUCGAACAAAACUUCUUGGAGCGAGCGUCAAAAUGGUUAGUGACUUAAACGACAUGGUAUUAAAAUACAACCUUCGAGAGGGGGGGAAAAUGAAGUGUUUUGGAAGAAGUAUUCCGUCAAAAGCAUAUGGAUUGUAUGAUUAACGAUUAAACACCGGUGUUUGGAAAGCUUAGCUGCUCGCGUGCAUACUAAGAACCAAUCAAUAGCUGGGUUUAAUCACGGACAUUACUGCGAACUUUGCCGCUCGGAACUGAAUGGUUCAAGUUAGAAACAACAUGAAAGUUUAUUUACCCUGCUUUGCUGUGGGCAGCACAAGCACUAAUAUCGGUUUAUUCUCGUCACCUUGGCGACGAAAACAGACAUGACAGAACUGCCUGAUUUUUAUUAUUUUAAAAAAUGCAGGUGACGCUUUGUGCGUGCCAUUAUCCUAUUGAUCCUCCUGUCGUAUAUAUCUCAAUACCCAGGACAGGUGCCAAAGAAUUGUUUUCGUGUAUUAUCAGUUUCAGAAACAACGAAAUUGGAAGGAAAGUUCCAAGAGAUAAACGCCACCUACAGUGAGAAGGCGUCUUUAUUCCCUGUAAGUCUGGAGUGAGUAAUUAAGUAAGUUUUCAAAACAUAUCGGAAACAACCAGAGUUUAGUUGAAAGCUGGUUUGUCGACAGCAGGGCGGCCUCCACUGAAGGACGCAACAAUUUAGAAUUCUCAACGAAAAUAUAAGCUUGGGCCGGAUAUCUAAAAGAAGAGGGAAAUGAAAACCUGGAAACAGACCUGGUACUCAGCAGUAAUUUUAACUCUCCUCUUCUUUCUGUUGAAAAAUUCAGUUGAAAGCAAAGAUGUUGUUUACCCAAAGAAAGAACAACCGAAGAGAGACAACAACGAGAAAACGCACGCCGACACUAAACACAGACAAGUGAACAACAACCUGAAAAAGCUGGAUCUUUUUUCAUUAGAGAAAAUAGACCGAGGUAGUUCGAGUCAAAAAACUUCGCCAGCAAGAAAGCGUUUAAACACACACAAAACUCUGGAACAUCGAGAAACGCUUGACGGUGAGGACAUAAAUUCCAGUAGGAGUGUCCAAUGCUCGCACGUACAGAACAGAAAGGUGGACAAUCACAUAAGCAAGGCACAAAAAGAAAGGGGCCAUAGAAAUACAAUUGCUCACUUUGAAGACCGAGGGAGCGACAGACCCCUCAAAAGACACAAACGACAACCACGUCCGCGUCCCGCGGGGCCAUCAUCAGAACCUCCCGAGGGAUCACCCGAGGGAGAACCAGAACGAUCAAGCGGGGAGCCCGUGGCAACCACAAAACCGACAUUAGAACCUGAAAUUUCUUGGCCAGAACCAGAACCCGAUUGGCCCAAAGCAUUUGCAAAAUGGCAAGACGCCUGGCCAUUACACACGUACGGUUUUGCCGCGGUUUUCACGAUCAUCGCGUUAAUUCCUCCGUUUGAGCUGCUAAGAAUGCACGUUGAUAAAACCAAGAUGACAGCCUUAAAGUCAAGCUUGCUCGUCACAAUAUUCAUCUUCAGUUCAACUCGGGCCAUCGCCCUGUUCGUGGAUCCCUACGGUUCGACCAACCGCUUUCACCUCAUCAUAACACAACUGCUGUUUGCUCUCGGUCAUCCGUGCAUCAUCUCCGCCCUGAGUCUUCUCCUGCUUGUUUUGAUCGACACGACCAAGAUGAACAUCGCUCCGCCUAAAUUCCAGCGCAUCAAAUUCAUCGUUCCAGUCGUGAUAAGCCAUGUCGCUCUGGUGAUCGUGACAGACUUUGUCGUGGUUUACUUCCUGGAAGCUAAGAUCCUCCUUUUGAUGUGUCAAAUAUACUUCCUAUCAUUAGGAAUUCUGCUAGCGGUGGGUUACGCCCGCGUGGGCUGGAAAAUUCGCACGAAUAUCAGAGCCAAUGUCAACAGCAAAAGUGCAGUGGAUAACAGCAUGCGACGGCUGCAGUACCUGAUCGCAGCGUGUGCGGUUGCAAGCGCUCUCAUAAGCGCACUGACUAUUUACGGGGCCGCAGGGGUAUUCGGGAUAUAUUCGGGUGUACGCUACGUAAACCCCUGGCCAUGGUGGAUUUUUCAGACGUGCAAUCGCAUUCUUGAAACCACAAUCUGCAUUGUGGUCUUACUCAUGAACACAAAAGCAUCUAACAAACGAAAAAUAUUUCCAGCUGCACAUAGUUUCAUGACAAAAAGUCUAUUCCAGUCAAGACGGAACACUGCGAAGGCCAAGAAAACAACACCAAAGGAAACAGCUGGUUGUCAGUCGAUAACAUCCACAGAAUAAUUUUCAUAAAGUGAUGAUUAAACGCGAAAGUUGAAAUCGUGAAACAAAAAAAAACCCAAAGGCAGUAAUCAGAGAUACAAAAGUAAUCUCGUUUAUGCUGUAAAAUAAGGAUUAAUAGAAGUCAUAGAAAUUCUGAACGAACAUCUUUGGAAGCAAAGGAGGGAAACACGAGGGAAACCCGCGGGAAACCCCCGGAAAAGCGAGGGAAACCAGGAAUGGGGAGACUUUAAAAACACACAGUAAUAAAACUGGAGGUUAAGGGUGCCAGUGGUUGGAACACCGUCAUGCACAACUACCUUCAACUUAGGCUCAACAUAGUGUGAAAAGAAUGUCAAAAACUUAGAGUACGUUCGCUUGUCGUUAUUCCAGAGUUAAAAAAAAACCCUGGAAUAACAAAUUUAUGUCGAGUUCAUAUUGUCAGUAUACAUGGUCUAGCAUUACAGUCACUCUGUUCUCAAUAGAAGAGUCACAGGCUAACCAGACUCAUGACACUGUACAGGAAUACCUGACCACAAAAACAUAGUGUUUUGUAUGGAACUUACCGCUGGUAUAGUGAGCGGAUAGAAAAUUAUAAUAAACAGCUAUUAACCAA